Messenger RNA from Neltuma alba, 1977 nucleotides. Its product is annotated as rhamnogalacturonate lyase-like. Gene Ontology annotation, molecular function: carbohydrate binding; catalytic activity. Gene Ontology annotation, biological process: carbohydrate metabolic process. The record is from RefSeq and is a predicted model, not a curated record. Lineage: Eukaryota; Viridiplantae; Streptophyta; Magnoliopsida; Fabales; Fabaceae. The transcript is spliced from 15 exons. The coding region runs from base 43 to 1977 and encodes 644 amino acids.
AUUUUCGAAGCCUUUCAUCUCUGACUCUGUGAGAGUACCAUCAUGGCGCUAACAGGAGUGCACCUGCUUAUUGAAGAUAGACAUGUUGUGAUUGACAAUGGCAUACUAAAGGUCACGUUGUCAAAUCCUGAGGGAAUCGUCACUGGAAUAGAAUAUAAUGGCAUCGACAACUUGCUCGAAUAUCAGAACGAGGAAUCUAAUAGAGGGUACUGGGAUCUUGUGUGGAGCUCACCGACAAGUCCCGGAACGAGUGGAACAUUUGAUGUCAUAAGGGGAACCAAUUUUAAAGUGAUAGUGGAAAACGAACAACAAGUUGAGUUGUCCUUCACAAGAACGUGGGAUGCCUCACUUGAAGGCAAGCUGGUUCCCUUAAACAUCGAUAAAAGGUUCAUAAUGUGUCGCGGUUGUUCUGGCUUCUACUCCUAUGGUAUUUACGAACACUUAGAUGACUGGCCCGCUUUCAAUCUCGACGAAACAAGAAUUGCUUUCAAGCUCAGCAGAGAAAAGUUUCAUUACAUGGCAAUGGCAGAUAAUAGACAAAGAAACAUGCCUCUUCCAGGUGACCGAAACCCACCGAGAGGUCAACCCCUUGCUUAUCCUGAGGCUGUUCUUCUUGUUAAUCCUGUCGAGCCUGAAUUGAAAGGAGAGGUGGACGACAAGUACCAAUAUUCAUGCGACAACAAAGAUAGCAAGGUGCAUGGGUGGAUCUGCACCGAUCCGGCGGUAGGAUUCUGGCUAAUAACUCCCAGCAACGAGUUCCGAUCCGGCGGACCCCUCAAGCAAAACCUGACUUCCCAUGUGGGACCCACCACUCUUGCGGUGUUUCUAAGCGCUCAUUAUAGCGGAGAAGAUCUGGUGCCAAAAUUCAAAGCUGGCGAGGCAUGGAAGAAAGUUUUUGGUCCAGUUUUCAUCUAUUUGAAUUCUUCCGAUAAUGGAGACAACCUAUAUAAUAAGCUAUGGGAAGACGCUAAACUUCAGAUGCAGAUAGAAGUUCAAAGCUGGCCCUACAAUUUUCCUGCCUCACAAGAUUACCUGAAGUGGGACGAACGUGGCAAUGUCAAUGGUAGACUAUUCGUCCGGGACAGUUAUGUUGGAGAUGACAAUAUCUCAGCAAAAGGGGCUUAUGUUGGCUUGGCUCCACCAGGAGACGCUGGAUCAUGGCAAAGAGAAUGCAAGAAUUAUCAGUUUUGGGCCAAAGCAGACGAUGAGGGAUAUUUCUCCAUCAGCAAUAUACGCCCCGGUGACUAUAAUCUUUACGCAUGGGUCCCUGGUUUUAUUGGUGAUUAUAGAUAUGAUGUGGUUAUGAACAUAACUCCAGGUUGUUACAUAGUCGUAGGUGACCUUGUGUAUGAACCUCCUAGAGAUGGUCCAACAUUGUGGGAAAUAGGCAUCCCUGAUCGCACAGCUGCUGAGUUUUAUGUUCCUGAUCCCAAUCCCAAAUAUAUCAACAAGCUCUAUGUUAAUCAUCCUGACAAGUUUAGACAGUAUGGGUUAUGGGAGAGAUUUGCGGAGUUAUACCCUGACAAAGACUUGAUCUACACAGUUGGUGUUAGCGACUACGCCAAAGAUUGGUUCUUUGCUCAAGUUACCAGGAAGAAAGAUGAUAAUACAUAUCAAGGAACCACGUGGCAAAUCAAGUUCAAACUGGACAAAGUGAACAAGAGAAGUUUCUAUAAACUUCGCAUAGCUCUGGCAUCAGCAACAUUUUCUGAACUGCAGGUUCGAGUUAAUGACCCAAAAGCACCUCGUCCUCUGUUUUCUAGUGGGUUGAUAGGGAGGGAUAACUCCAUUGCUAGGCAUGGGAUUCAUGGGCUGUAUUGGCUUUUCACUGUGGACAUAAUAGGUGCUCGACUCGUGGAAGGAGAUAAUACCAUCUUUUUGACUCAGUCAAGAGGCAGUGGCCCAUUUCAGGGCAUUAUGUAUGAUUAUAUUCGUUUAGAAGGCCCUCCCUCCUCUGCUUCCGACGACCAGAUUUGA